AUGGGGCAUCUUAUUGCAUCCGCAUAUGACAUCGUAUUCAUUGACUUGACGCGUUACGGUUUUUCAGAAACCUUUUUUCCACUCCGCACGACACCUCCUACAAAUCCAAUUGAUCGUAUUAUAUGUGUUGGAUGGCUCGCCAAGUCGUGUCAUUUUGUACAAUUGUACUUGAAACCGGGACGCCCCAUACCACCUACUUCACCGGAAUGGGAACUUUAUCACACCGAAGUUGUCGAUACGUGGCCGAACCGUUUUGUGGAUAAGAUGCACGAUUUUGAAAGGUUGAACAACACCGAGAAGGAAUCAAAUGCCGAAAAGUCAAGAUUCGAACCUUCAAUAGAUUUAGACGGCGAUAGCUCUUUUGAUGUAUUUAUGUAG
Messenger RNA from Vicia villosa (hairy vetch), 378 nucleotides. RefSeq lists its product as uncharacterized. The record is from RefSeq and is a predicted model, not a curated record. The coding region runs from base 1 to 378 and encodes 125 amino acids. Lineage: Eukaryota; Viridiplantae; Streptophyta; Magnoliopsida; Fabales; Fabaceae. The transcript has a single exon.